CAAAGACAAUACGUUGAACUGUCAUUUAUUGCAUUUGCGGUCAAAUGCAAAUUUGCCUACAUUUCAGGAAUUUCCAGUUAGGCAGUUACUUUAAACAAAAUGUUUUGGUUAAAGGGGAAAAAUGAAAAUGAAAAUUGAAUUUCAGUUUUUGUACAAGCUGAUUUAAAGUCCUAUAAAAGUGUUUAUUUUUUACUGGGCAGCUGGGUGGCUCAGCUUGUUUUACCACUUUUCUAUCUGAUGUGUGAGCCCCACGGUCUGAUAUCAAAUCUGAACUAUAAUAGUACUGACUGUGGUCAGCAACCCCAUCAGAAAACUCAUGAUUAGUGGUUGCAUUGCCCAAAAAGGGGGGUUUCAACAUGCCAGGAUGAAGAUAUGUCAUUGGGCACCGGUGACCCCUGCUGGUGUACCAGGUGCUUGCGGUUUGCCCAUUGAGCCACACGUAAGUCUUCCUCCAACUCGUGUCUGCAGUUUUUAGGCCGGGUUGUGAAAAGAGGUAGGGGCAACAUCACAUGCUUCAUGAUGUGACUGCUUGUCUGUGUUCUGAAUCAUCAGAGGUUGCGAUGAGUACUGCAGUGUGUGCCUGAUGGGGCAUUCCAAAUUAAGGAGAAAAGAAGGCGGGCCAAUAAAGCAUACCAAUAAAUUUCAAAGUUUGACAGAUCUGACAGCAGCUUGGUCUGCCCUUCUGAGAUAUGAUCUGAGACAAAUUUUAUUAACAGUCAUUUAAAAAUAAUAAUUUAAUGCAAGGCUAGCUCAUUCCCAACAAACCCCCACCCCCUGUCCACACUCACACACAUUGUUUUACUGUUAUACUACUGUCUCAUCCCACAUUUGUUGUUCGUGACUUGAUCUUCAACCGUCUUGUAUGGUAACUUUGGUCCCCCUUGCAAAAGGGAUUUUGACCUCAAUGGGGUAUUCCAAGUUAAAUAAAGGUUAGGAAAAAGAAGCCCAUGGGCAUAGAAACUGUCCUCAAAGGUACGGUACUUUUCCAGAGUACAGCCCUGCCUCCUUCUAGCCCGGCCCCCUUUUUUUCUUUUUUUGCCACAUCCCGUGAGCAAUGUUUUGUUUACAAAUGUCAGCCACGUGUGUGCGGCUGGUAUAAAACUCCCAGUCAUAUCUACAGUUUCACUUUUGAGGAAUAUUCAUGCAUCCACUGAGAGGAGUUUACAGGAAUAGCAGUUUCAAGGUUGUGAAGCAGAUGGGUUUUAACGGGGCAGAUUUGCCACAUAAAUGUGGACUGUUCUGUCUGGGACCCCUGGCUUUCCACACCGGGGCUGUGGGGGACAGGAUCACCUUAACCUGUGGGGCCAGGUGUGCAGAGAGAGCUUGGGAUACCUUCCGGAAUGGUGUGGUCUUCAGCAACCGUCCGGUGCGGGUCGAGGAGAAGGUGCGACUGCGAGUGGACCGCAGCACCAGUCACUGGACGGGGGCACUUCGGGUGGGCUUCACCACCAUCCAGCCGGCCCACGGGCCCCCAGCAGACAUGGCCAUUCCCAACCUCACCAAACAGCCUGGGUACUGGGCCGUCCCUUUGCCUGAGGAUUGUGCCUGGCCCGGCUCCGAGCUACAGUUCUGGGUCAACCGGAAGGGUAGGCUGAUGUACAGGGGGCAAGAUGGCCAGAAGUACCAGCUGCUGGUGGGACUGGACAUCAGCAGGCCCCUAUGGGCUAUGAUUGACUUGUAUGGGCAGACCUGCACUGUGGCUUUAUUAGGCUCAGAGAAAAAGUGUCUUUUUGGCACCAAGAAGUCCUGCCCCACCUUUGCCCUGCCCCCUCCCUCCCAUGGAGACUGCUGGUCAUGUAAGAAAAGCCCACCAUCUCCUGAACUGUUUGAGAACAACCAUAGUCGCUGUCCUUCUAUCAUUGACAACCAACGGACAGAGGAUUUCGACACACUGGAGGACUGCGUUGUCUGCAUGUCCAGGGAGGCCUGUGUCAUCCUGCGCUGUGGGCACCAGUGCCUGUGCAUGUCAUGUGCCAAUAGAGUUGUGACAGAUUUUGGAACCUGCCCACUUUGCCGACAGCCCAUCACGCAACGGCGGAUCAAAUCCAUGCAAAUUACCUGAGACUGCCAGGUAGCUGCUGAAGGACUCCAAAGCCAUAUGGCACAAUUUGAAGAUGAACCAGACCAUGACGUACUUUGGCAUUGCGUGGCAGUGACUGAAAUGUUUUGUGGGCGGGGGAGGGGACUUCCAAACUGGUAGUACUGUUGCUGUUGUUAACAAGAUGUAUCUCUCGCAGUGGAAAAACCAGUUUGAAUUAAAUUCCUAACUAACACACUUCACAAGCAGAAUGUGUUCAGGGAUGUAUGGACUUUUAACCAUGAACCAUGAAAUAAGCUAAUAAUACCAUCCAUAAAUACCAAAGUAGACACCAUAAUAUAUCAUCAUGGUUUGAUCACAAUUGCUGAGGUUUUUUUUUUUUAUUUACUUGAAAUUAAUGUAAAUGUGAAUGUUUCAUUGUUGGUGAAAAAUGACUGUGAAAAUAUUAUUUAAACCAACCAUGACUUUGCAUGAAUGCUAGACUGCAAUGUCUGGAGCAUGCUAUUCCCAUGGAAUUUGUGUACAUAUUAUUAUAUAUACAUAUAUAUAUAUAUAUAUAUAUUGAUAUACUGUUUUAUAAUAUCCUAAUGUAAAUAAAAUUUUAUACUAAACAA
Anguilla rostrata (American eel) is the source of this 2652-nucleotide messenger RNA. RefSeq names its product E3 ubiquitin-protein ligase NEURL3. Gene Ontology annotation, biological process: negative regulation of Notch signaling pathway. Lineage: Eukaryota; Metazoa; Chordata; Actinopteri; Anguilliformes; Anguillidae. The transcript has 4 exons. The record is from RefSeq and is a predicted model, not a curated record. Gene Ontology annotation, cellular component: plasma membrane; postsynaptic density. Gene Ontology annotation, molecular function: ubiquitin protein ligase activity. Bases 1142 to 2062 code for a protein of 306 amino acids.